This is a messenger RNA of Fragaria vesca subsp. vesca, 768 nucleotides long. Its product is annotated as stress response protein NhaX-like. Lineage: Eukaryota; Viridiplantae; Streptophyta; Magnoliopsida; Rosales; Rosaceae. The transcript has 3 exons. The record is from RefSeq and is a predicted model, not a curated record. Bases 90 to 614 code for a protein of 174 amino acids.
AUCAUCAACAACAUCUCUUGAGGUCCAAAACCUCCUCACCUUCAUUCCGAGUUAGUUUUCAACUUUUCAUAUUAUUCAUAAGAUAGAGAAUGGAAGGGGAUAUUAGUAUGAAGAAAAUAGUAGUGGCGGUGGAUGAGAGCGAAGAGAGCAUGCACGCACUUUCCUGGUGUCUCGGAAACCUUUCCUCUCAAAAAGCCACUGAUGCUACUGCUGCCGAUACCAGUCGUACUAGCCUUGUUCUUCUCUAUGUCAAACCACCACCUCCACUUCAUUCCUCUUAUGACGCUGCAGGAUACAUGUUUUCGAAGAACGAUGUUGUGGCGACAAUGGAGAAAUACGGGAAUGACAUGAUAAAUUCAGUGAUGCAACGAGCUGAAGCCGUCUACAGAAACUUCAAUGUCAGUGCCAAUGUAAAUAUCGAAAGAGUGGUUGGCAGCGGAGACCCGAAAGAUGUCAUAUGCAAUACUGUCGAGAAGCUUCGAGCUGAUACUUUGGUCAUGGGAUCCCAUGGUUAUGGUUUCUUCAAGAGGGCUCUUCUUGGAAGCGUGAGUGAUUAUUGUGCGAAACAUGUAGAGUGUCCGGUGGUGAUUGUCAAGCAUCCUGACCACAAAUAGUUUGUUCAUCCUUACCAAAAUGAGUUUCUUUGCUGAUUGAUCAAUCUUCAAAUCUGGUGUCUGCUAUAUAUGCUGGGAUUUAAAUUGUGUAAAUGCGAAACUUGUAUAUGCGAUUUAAUCAAGAUCAUCAAUUUACACUUUGAGAUCAUGACCA